CUGGGUUUAUCAUUUUUUUUAGUUAUUUAAAAAUUGCUUUAAACUUCUUAUUUAGUGACUUAAUUAUUAAUAUAUUUUGUUUUUAGUAUUAUGAAUAAUAAGUUUGACGCAUUAAAAAAUGAAGAUGGUGAAGAAGAAGACUCUUCACAGCUAUCUACAGAAAUGCAAGAUGCGAGACAGGCGAAAAAAGAAUCACUGCCACCAGAUCCAGGUGAACAUAGACUUCAAUUCAGCUAUGCAUUUUGGUAUUGUAGACAACCUCGUUUGCGAAGUUAUGAUCAGAACUUAAAAAUGAUUGGUACCUUUAAUACUGUUGAGAAAUUUUGGUCAUUUUACAGUCAUCUUGUUAGACCAUCAGAACUGAGUGGUCAGAUUGAUUUUCAUCUCUUUAAGGAAGGAAUCAGGCCUAUGUGGGAGGAUGAAGCCAACAGAAAUGGUGGUCGUUGGGUUCUGCGAUUAAGGAAAGGGUUGGCAUCACGUUGUUGGGAAAACCUGAUCCUAGCUAUUUUGGGUGAGCAGUUCAUGGUAGGAGAAGAAAUAUGUGGGGCCAUGCUAUCAGUGCGUUCUCAAGAGGACAGUAUAUCAGUUUGGAACAAGACUGCUAAUGAUAAUGCCACCACCAUCAGGAUUCGAGAUACUUUAAAGAGAGUAUUGAACUUACCACCCAGUACACAUAUGGAUUACAAGAUGAACUCUGAGAGCCUCAGAUAGAAUCUGUUAUAUCUUUUAAUAUUUGUUACAUAAACUCAUGAAAAUAAAAAAUAUAUAUAUAUAUAUAUAUACUUAACUAAGUGAACAUGGAGAACCUGUUGAGUGCUUCAUCAUGAUCAGCUAUAUUCUAGCAUUUAACUUACAUUAUGUAUUCCAAAAAGAUAUAAUACAACUAAAGAGAAUUUGACAGAAAUUGGAUAACACUGAUGUCUAUUUAUUACACACUGUAUUUCAAGUGCAGCAGAUCACAGAAGUGGUUAUCUUUUCAUCAGCUCAUGAAAGUUAUGGAUUAUUACAUUAGUGUAAAAAGAAUAUUAAGCUUUAAUUCCAUUGUAUUAUGGGAAAAGAUGGUGUAAAAACAGUACUUGUUGUUUUUUGAUUAUAUUUUUUAUUGGACUUAAAUUAUUAUUGUAGCUUUGUAAAAUUUUAUCUGUGAACAUUUCUCAGCGAAGAUUAAUGUGUAUUGGAUAUUACUUGUGGAAGAUAUAAAUAUUUUUAAUUUUUUAUAAUGAAAACUUGUAUUUUACCUUUUUAUAUGAUUGCCAGAUUUAAAGUAACAGAAUUUCUUUAAACUUGGUACUGAAGGUUUAGAAAUGGAUUGGCUUUAACUUGUUACUAUUGUCUAGAGAUAUCGAAUACAUAUUAAGUCAAACUAGAUAGUACUGCUGGAAAAUGAUAAUCUAGUUUUGGUGUAAACUGUAUGUUACAAGAAUGAAAUAUAUUAAGCCAGAAUUCUCUUGUUAUUGAUACAGUAUUAUUUUUAAAUGUGUACAACAGAUAAAAAAUAUUAGCCAACGUUAUCUGAAAUUAGAUAAUACUGCUGGAAAAUACUCCGUAUUAGUGUGAACUGAAUACUGUGAUUGAUAGAUAUUAUUAUUAUCUUCUUUUAUUGAAGAAUAUAAAUUCAUUAUAGACUUUUGUAAAAAUUAGCUCAAGUUUAUCAAACUAUUUUGAGGUUAAAGCUAGAAUUAGUUUUAACCUUUUCCUUACAUUAGAAUAUCUAAACCAUAAGCUAACAAUAUGCUUUGCUGUAUUUGCAGUAUAUUAAGCAGACAUGUGGGAUAAAUCUGAAACAGGUUUUCACUGGACCUCUUGUCAAUUAUUUUAGAAUGAAAAACUUAGGAUAAAAGAAGUGUAUAUUAUGGUAGUGUGAACAAUUUACACAGUUUUUCCUUGAGAUUUAACUAAUGAUUUUUUAUUUUAAUUCAUGUUUCUACUCUAAAGAACAUAUUAUUUAAAUUGGUUAUGUUUUUAACUCUCAGGCUUAAAAUUUAUUUCAUGUGGGUUGCAGUUCAAAUCACGGGUAUACAUAUAGACAUUGGUAAGCUGGACACAAGUUACAUGAUCAGUUAUUUUCUGUCACCUGUGACACUAUGUGUAAAACGUAUGAUUUAUAGAUAGUACAAAGCAUGUGUAAAGAUUAUUUUUAUACAAGUUGUUGGGAAUGAGUAUAUUUUUGAAGUAUAAUACACUUUUAAUGAUGCAUGAUACUUGUAGUAUGUGUAACUGUACCAAGUAAAGGAAUGUUGAAUAGAAAGCUGGAGUUUUUCAGUUUUAGGUUUUGCCACAGCUAUACUUCAAUAUUGUGAUACCAGAAGGCCUAUUCAUAUAUUUGCUGACAUAAAUUCUCACAGGACCAUCUGAAAUCCCCCUUCCCAAUAUAAGAGAGCCAGGAGGUUGGAAUCCUCAAAAGUAUUUUAGGUGAAAUAGCUGUUGAACCAUCAUCUACUGAAAAUGCUAAACCACAAAGGAGGAUUUGAACAUGCUGGAAGAUGAUGACAUUGAUAAUAUAUUAUUGGGUUAAUUGAAAUGGAAACUUCUCUCGUGUCCUACUCGACCGUGGUUAUUUUCCAGUAGGAGGCUUAAUUCUGUAUGUAAAAAGUGUUCAUAUUAUAGAUGGUUGGGUUGUGCAUAAAAUUGUGGACAGCUUGAAUUUUAAAGAAUGCUGUUAUGCUCUUGUUGAGCUAGUUUCUGGGACCUUUUGUACGUGGGGAUUGAAUAAAAAAUAAUGGAAGCCUAACAUAUCCUUCUUCUGAAGUGGUGAAAUCUUAGAAAAUAAUGGAAACUGUCUAUUGGCUUUUGAGAAAUGUUGAUUUACUAAGAAAUGAUUAUAAAUUCCACAGAGAUAUAUUGAAGGAGCAGAAAAAAAUUCCUUUUUUCCUAAACCUGAUACCUGUUAUUAGUUCUAAUUAACCUCUUUGGAAUAUCCAAAAGCCGUUAUCUUUUAUUAUUUUUGUGUUUUUUUUUAAACUAAAAAUGAAUCAUAGAAAACAUUUUAUUGAAUGGUGGAAAUAUCUUUCAGAAGAACAACAGAAACGUGCUUUUUAAAAAAUCUGUAAUUUCACGGUGUGAUUGAUUAUUGUUAUAUAUGUGGAGUAUAAAUAUAACCAAUGGAGAAUCCAUCCACCCACAACGUAAUCUCUCGAAUAUUUCAGUCAUUGUAGUUCGUUUAUCUUCUACAAAUUGAUCGUAGUGUGGUAGAGGUUGCUGAAUUAUUCAAGUAAACAACGUAAGUGGCUGUACUUAAUGAGUGGUGUGGAAACGUGUAAAAAUAAAUGAUUUUGUAAUAAAA
Molecule: messenger RNA, 3283 nt
Organism: Limulus polyphemus (Atlantic horseshoe crab)
Lineage: Eukaryota; Metazoa; Arthropoda; Merostomata; Xiphosura; Limulidae
Product: eukaryotic translation initiation factor 4E type 2-like
Exons: 6
Coding region: 91-711 (206 amino acids)
Biological process (GO): translational initiation
Cellular component (GO): eukaryotic translation initiation factor 4F complex; cytoplasm
Molecular function (GO): RNA 7-methylguanosine cap binding; translation initiation factor activity
Source: RefSeq, a predicted model, not a curated record